GCUGAGGAGGGGGCUGGCCGGGUGAUUAUAAACUCUGGGGGAGAAACUUGGUUUAGAACCAUUGCUCGGAAGCUGACAGCCACAUCCACUCCCUGAGAUAAUAGAGGUUUGUGCCCAGCCGAAGCAUGGUUUCAACGUUGCCAAUCCUGUUGCUACUAACGGGGCUCACUCUGGGACCCAGUCAAGGUUCCACCCCGGAGAUUUGCCGGGGUUUCUACUGCUACAGAGGUGCUAGCUCUGAGCGGGGCUGGCCGUGCCCCGGGGCUCACUGCCAGGGCAGAUCAUUCAGACCAUCCCGGGGCAACUCGGCCAACAUUCAGGACAGGGGGAGCCUGGCGUCCAGGGGCUAUCAGAGAACGGGCGGCGGAGGGACGCCAGCUUCCAGAUCCCCCACCGACCCCAACAUCAUCAGCCAUGCCGUGAGAAAGCAGGAGAACGCCGGCGACCCUCCUCCUGCCAACGGGGGGCUUUGCCCGGGGGGAGAGUGCCCGGGCAGACCGCCCACCUCCAACGAGACGAAGGAAUGCCGAGGCAUCGAGUGCAGGUUACCCCUGAGGAGCCGCCUGAAGCCCAAAGGCCGAGCUCAAUGUGCCGGAGGUGGAGGGUACUGCCCUCCUGGUCCGGUUCAAGUAGAGGCAGAAGUGCUUGGACAGUCCAGCCCCGUGCACAUGCCUGACCGAGCCGCUCAGUACGUUGGAGAAAUUCCUGACCUCAGCUAUUCAACCACAGAGCUCGGAGGAGCAGCUUUGGGAGUUCAGCUAACAUGUGACAUAAAGCCAGGCGACAAUGAGGUGCCGUCUGAAGAUGCCUUGAUCUUGCAGCUCCAGCUAUCGAAGGGACAAGAGAAAUUCGUGGAAAUGCUGAAGAGUCAGCAGAAAACGAUCACUGAUUUGCAGCAGAGGCUUACUGAGCAACAAGCCAUGUUGAUAAACCAGCAAAGGGAAAUUCUGGCACAGCAGAGGAACAUGUUUGAACAGAUGGAGCUGGUGAAAGUCCAGUACUCAAUGCUCUUUGAUACCAUUAAGCAGACAUCACUUUCGAACGUGCAGGCCGAGGUCCGGAACCAGUUUGAGUCUCAACUUCAGGGUUUGCAGAGUCACAUACAGAGUCAACUGCAAAAGACCUAUGCUGUGCACAAAGUGGACUUGGAUGCAAAGGUGAUUGAUAUCACUGAUCACCUUCUGGAGUGUAAUUUGUGCCAACAUGACGAAUACUGUGAUUUCCAGAAGAUGCCGCCCCAGUGUGAAAGGUGUACCAUGUGCCCGGCCGGGUUUUUCCAGGUGGCUGAAUGUUCUGCCACAGCCGACCGAAUUUGUCAGGACAAAGAUGAGUGUCUGGAGUCAGCUGAUCUUUGUGGCGAUCAGAUAAAAUGUCUUAACACUCCAGGUGGAUUCCGGUGUCUGGGCAUUGCUGACUGGGAUGCAGCCUCAGGAUUUUGUGGGCAUGACUACUUCUUCAAUAAAGAAAUGCAAGAAUGCCAGGCCUGUUCAUUGUGUCAUGAAGGCAUGGUAGCUUUCCAGUGCUCCCUGCAGAGUGAUACUGUUUGCAUCCAGUCACCUGAAAAUCAUCUCUCGGAAUCAUGGUCGACAAACACCGAAGCUCCGUCGCUAAAAUCCGGACAAAGCACAGUUCACUUGGGCUUGAAACUCCCCUUAAAGGGAAAGCCCCAGACUGGCCUGGUUACCAGUGAGGACGGCAGGCUGGUCUUCAGGCAGCACGGACUGAUCUGGAUUGAUUACAAUUUUGCUGUCAGACACGACUGCAGGAACUUUCUCCAAGUUUCAUUAAGACUGAACAAGGAGGAAGAGGAGGAGAAAGGUUGUGAUCUCAGUGGUGUCCGUGUUGAACAACCCGAGGGGAAAUACUAUCAAAGCAGCAGUGUGAGUGGCUCAGCUGAGGUGGAGCCGAGCCACAUGCUCCAAAUCUUCAUGAAAAGCCCCAAUCAGUUCUGCAACCAAAGCAAUGACCUUAACUUCUAUCCCCUUCAGAACCCAUUCAGUUUUUUCUGGUUAUCACAUGACACAGGAGCAGUGGCCAUGAGUGCACACAUGGCAAGCUCUGUUCACUACCAGACCAACUAUCGGCCUGUCUUCAAGGUCAUUUCCAUCUCGGAUCCCUACAUGAUCACUUUGUUCCACGAUGGCAGGGCUGUGAGAUUUACUGAGCAAGGGGUCAUAAAAUUUGUGUAUCACCAGGCUCUAUAUGCAAUGGGUCACACGUGCAUUUGUGAAGGCUUUACAUUACUUUCCUAUAUUAACAGGAAUGGGACGAAUGAAGAGUUAAUGCAAGUUUAUAAAUCUGGUGUCAACUACCGGGAUACUUCCAUUUCUGCCUCUGGAGCUGCUAUGGUAAAUGGCGGAGACACCAUCAGCUUUCAGAUCCACUCUCCUGCACAAUGCAGUGUGCGUUACUUUGGUGACUCUUCUGGGAUCAGUGUUUUCAGCCUGAUUUGGAUCCCUUCAGCAAUUUCAUCAGCUCUUUCCCUUUCAGUUUCGGCAUCUGCAUUACCGACAGGAGCAGUGAGGAAUAAGUUGCUCAGCUUCCAGGGUGUUUCGCCAGUGGUAGAACAGAAUCAGAUUGUGCUGGUGACUUCUGGGCAGUUUGCAUGCAAGUAUGUCCUGUUCCGGCAGAGUGGAGUGGCCAGCCUUGCAUUCAAUAUCAAACUGAUUCAUUCUUGUGAUAUCGUCAAAGUCACUCUGAACCAAUUACAGAACAACCACGUUCAGCCAUCCGUUGUUUCACGCCAAAUUGGGGGUCAGAUGCCUGCAGGUAGCCAAUGGACUAGCAUCGGUCUGAGUGCUUCAUUUGCUGUUCAGAAUGGCACAAUGGCUGCCAUUUCCCUGGACUGUGUGCGAGGACGGAUUAAUCAGAUUUCACACAGGCAUGGGACUCACCUUUCUGUUUUAUGGAUUUCAUCCUGA
Hemiscyllium ocellatum (epaulette shark) is the source of this 2921-nucleotide messenger RNA. RefSeq names its product NELL (neural EGFL like) family member 3 (gene nell3). Bases 126 to 2921 code for a protein of 931 amino acids. The record is from RefSeq and is a predicted model, not a curated record. Gene Ontology annotation, molecular function: protein binding; calcium ion binding. NCBI's taxonomy places the organism in Eukaryota, Metazoa, Chordata, Chondrichthyes, Orectolobiformes, Hemiscylliidae. The transcript is spliced from 5 exons.